Messenger RNA from Python bivittatus (Burmese python), 1834 nucleotides. It is a transcript of the gene ARMC10, whose product is annotated as armadillo repeat containing 10. Gene Ontology annotation, cellular component: mitochondrion. Lineage: Eukaryota; Metazoa; Chordata; Lepidosauria; Squamata; Pythonidae. The record is from RefSeq and is a predicted model, not a curated record.
CUUCCUCACGUGCUGUAGUUCUUCCAGGGCGCCCUGCGGCGUCCCGUUUCCGGCCGUUGCGGCCGCACGGCUGAUCCACCGGCAGGCUUGGAGCUUUUCCCGCCUGCCAUGAGGGAGUCGGGCGGCUCGGCGCUGCGAAGGGGCUUGCUGGGCCUGGCGGCGGCGGUGACAACAGCCGGAGCUGGGUAUUGGCUUUACCGGGCGGCUUCCAGGCGAAGCAGCAGAGCCUCCGCCGGGACGAGGGACUUGGAAUCGCGGCUGGGCUCCCUCGGCGGAGAGGCCCCGGAGCGUCCCGGGUUUUCCAGCAAGGACCAGGCCCCUUCUGGGGGCGGCCCGCAAGCAGAGAAGGAUCUUUCAAAAUCACCCAGUGGUCUUGAGGCAUAUCACAUUGGAAAUCUUCUUCAUAUACUCGAGACUACAGAGGAUCCUUUGGUUCAAGAACAGGUCUUGGUUACCCUGAGCAAUAGUGCAGCAUUCUCUGUAAAUCAGGAUAUCAUUCGAUAUUUAGGUGGCCUCUCUCUGAUUGGAAAAAUGCUUUCAGUUCCUGUCACCAGUGUUAAAGAGAAAGCACUAAAUGCACUUAAUAACUUGAGUAUGAAUACUAAAAAUCAAGAAGAAGUAAAGAUAUAUAUUACCGAAGUGUGUGAGGAAGUUGAUGCAUCUUUCCUGAACUCUGAAUUGCAGUUAGCUGGCCUUCGAUUUUUAACCAAUAUCUCUGUUAUUAAUGACUAUCAUUACAUGAUGACUAGCUUCAUACCAAAUUUUCUGAACUUGUUAUUUGAAGGAAAUGAAAGAACUCAGGUUCAAGUUCUAAAAGUGCUUGUGAAUUUAUCAGCAAACCCAGCUAUGGCAGAACAUCUACUUAAUUCACAGGCACCUCUUCUCCCGUCUCUGCUUGACAGCAGCGUAAACAAAGACAUUUUGCUCAGAGUCCUUGCAUUUGCCACAAACUUGACAAAGUCCAUGAAAAAUGAGAAGAGUGCUAUUAUCCACUAUCAAUACAGUGAAGGCUCAAUUUUUUCUAUUCUCUCAGGGAACUCUCUAUAUACUCAAAAACUGGCAUCUUUGUUAUAUCAUGAUGACACGGAAGUUAAAGAACAAGUUGCAGAACUAAUUACGCAGCAAUGUCAGCAUUCAGGUCAACCUCAAUAAUUCAGUCUUCAAAAUCCUGAACUGCCUAAAGAAUAUAUAAAUGACUACUUCCAAUGACUACGUAUUGACCUGCGUAAAGUUUCCUCAUUUGUAACUGGGAGAACUGUAUUAGUCCCGAGCAUUCCCUUCUAUAUGUAUAGAACUGCCCCCAACUCUGAAAGAAAAAAGAAAGUCAAUGAAGGACCAGCACACAGACCCCAAAAUAAUUUGGAACUUUAGAACAACCUUUGGGACCCUCCAAGUGAGGUUGAGCUAUGAGCCCUAUCUAUCUAAGCUAUCACGACCAGCAAUCAGGAAUGAUGCCAUGAAGAAUCCAGAGAUCUAUAGAUUUAGGACUAAAGGUAUUGUUUUUCCUGUAGGAAGGAGUAUGCCAUCUCGAGUGGUAAAGUAAGGAAAAAACUGAAACAAAUGCAAUAAACAAAAGAAUAAUAAAUGAACAAUUUUCACACUGGUAGAUCUGUAUUUUUUUAAAGUUAUUCAUAAAUAACCUUAACUUGAGGAAGUAGCAUGAUGGCCACGUUUGCAGCAACCAGAUUCUUCAGGGUGGUAAAACAAAACAAGGGGGAUGUGAAAAGCUACAAAAUGACUUAUCCCUGCAUGGAAAAACAACAGUUCAUUGUAAGUGAGCAUAAAGUGAUGAACACAUCAAAUAAAAACUGAUAAGGAUUUACCAAGAAAGGGA